UUAUGACUCACUAUUGUAUUAAUGAAAUACAUAUAUAUUCUGGAUUAUACAUUUAACGCAUAUUUGGACACUAUUGAUCGCUUUUCAGCCCUGUUGCGAGCAGUGUGACCGCUUGCAGCAGGCAGUUGGCUAUACAUGUGAAUUAACCGACAACUACGCCAAGUACACAUAGUUUGGUAUUUUGCUGAUGCUAAGAGGUGGUCUUACGUGUGCGACUUUCAUAUGAGUAUGUGCGACGAGGAAGCAUUUUUCCAAAAAUUAAAAAGCUAUUAAAUAGUGCAAAAUAAUUGAUAAAUUUAAGUGCAACGUAUAAAUAAAUAAAUACUAAUUACGCAUGCAUAUAAAUAUCAGCGAAUAAGGCAAAUUUAAGCAGCGAAUAAGAGUGACGCAAAAACCACAUACACACAUACAGGCAGCCUCAUUUUUUUUUUAGAAAGUACGUGAAGAAAAACAAGUUGAUUGUGUGCGUACGUAUGUCGAGUGGAGAGUAGUGGAGACUUUUUGUUUCUGUUUAGCGACACAAUUUAUUGUGGAUGGCUUACAACACAAACAAAAACAACACAACAACAAAAGCAGAUAAUGUUGAUUGCAACACAACAUCAACUAGAAGAAAUGCAUACAACAGAAACCAUCAAGUACAACAAUUACAUUGGAAAUUGAAAUUUGUGCGACAAAAGCAGCAACAGCAGCUACUAACAACGAUUUUCGACGACUGGCAGCCAUAUUCACAGCUACAACAACAGCAAAAUCAGAAAAAACGCGAUCCACGGUAUUGCAAAGAUACGUGACAAAAAUCGAGAAAAGGAAGACGAAGACUGGGCAUGAAAUUAGCGUGAAAAAAAAUAACCAAGAAAACAAAUUUUAAAAAAGCAAAUACUACUGUAAAAAAACCAACAAACAAACAAAAAUUUAUAAACUGUACUGCAUACAACUAAACGUAAUUAAUAACACAAUAAUAUACGAAAUAUUAUGGAAAUUGCCCCAAUAUUUAAUACCGCCGUCGUCGCAACAGCCGCCGCUGCCACCGCAACCACGUCGACGUCACAGCACAAGCAGCGACAGAGGCGCUCCGCUGCCGCCGCACUCUUGACAGCAACAGCAACAACAACAACAGGCGAAUCAUUUAAUGCCGAAAGCAGCGCCAAUCAAAAUGAUAACGUCAACAACUUGGCGUUGAUCGCAUCGCUGACGCUGCAAAAGGUGCUCAAUAUAAACAAUAUUAACAACAACAACAACAAUAGCAAUGUCCCUGGUAGCGAUGGUGUGUUGUGUUAUCAGCAAAUGUCAGCAGUCACAAAAGCAACGGCAGCAAUUAAACAACAACAACAACAACGACGACACUCUGAUAACGAAGCCGAGAAUGAUGUAUUAAAUCAAUUGCUAAAAACGGGCGCGGUGUUUACAACAACAACAGCAGCAGCAGCAGCAGCAACAACUGUUGCUGUCGCCGCCGCCGCCGCUGCCUCCUCCGCGUCCUCCUCCUCUACGACUAUCAGUGCGCCCAUUGCGAUUGAGAGGACGACACAGCAAAAGCAACAACAGAAUGGGAAUAGUGCACAAAAGCAACGCCUUAAUUCAUCCAUAUCAUCGACUAACUCAAGCACAUCAACCAACUCCUCAACGGCCAAUAGCUAUGGCAGCUCCUGUUCCUCCACGGAGGAUCCCACGGCAACGACAACGGGCAAAGCGGCGGCAAUAACAACAACAUUAAAGUCGUCCAGCAUUAGAUUGCCAGAGAAAUCGAAAAUUCCGUCCGAUAUACUCGACGAUCUGGCCAGUCGGUUCAUCAUAAAUGUGCCAGAUAUGGAGCUAAAUAAUUUAAUAAGAAUUUGCUUUCAAAUUGAGCUGGCACAUUGGUUCUACUUGGACUUUUUCUGUGCGCCCGAGGAUUCGGACCAACAGCAGCAGCAACAGAAACGAAAGCUGCCCGUGGUGGGCAUCAAACAGUUCGCCAUGCAAAUCUUUCAGCACAUUCCCUUUCUGAACAAGCAUUUUGGCACUGUGGAUCAGAUAUUGGAGGAAUGGAAAAACUAUAAACUAUCCGUGCCGACAUAUGGCGCUAUACUUGUAUCGGAGGAUCUCAAUCACUGUUUGCUGGUGCAAUCAUAUUUUGCUCGAAACUCUUGGGGUUUUCCCAAGGGAAAAAUAAAUGAGAACGAAGAUCCCGCACACUGUGCCACCAGGGAGGUCUAUGAGGAGACGGGCUUUGACAUAACGGACAUCAUAGAUGCAGAUGAUUAUAUUGAGGCUUAUAUUAAUUAUCAAUAUACACGAUUGUAUAUAGUGCGCAAUAUACCGUUGGAUACGCUGUUUGCACCGCGCACGCGUAAUGAGAUUAAGUGUUGUGACUGGUUCCGCAUUGAUGCAUUGCCGGUCAAUAAAAACGAUGCCAUAUCGAAAGCCAAACUAGGCAAAAACUCAAAUUCCUUCUUUAUGAUCAUACCGUUUGUGAAGCGCCUUAAGAAGUGGGUGAAUGAUCGACGCGCCGGCAUAGAACCAUCAACGCGUCGGCGAAAAUGCUCUGGACAGCAGAGUCCCAAGGCCAUCCAAAAUGGUGGAACAUCCGCAUCGCCCACAAUGUUGACGAGCAACAGUAACAACAUCAACAACAACAGUAGCUGCAAGAAGGAUCAGCAACGUGGCUCGUCGCGGCGACAGCGGCACAAAUCGAUGGGCGAUUUGGAUGGCGUUAAACUAAAUAAUCUCAAUGGCAAGGCGGGAGGCGGAGGAGGAGGAGGUGGUAACGGCGGUGGUCUUACUGCCAGCAACAUAUGCAAUAGUAAUAUCAAGCGCAAUAGCAAUAACAAUAGCAAUAGCAACAACAACAACAUCAACAAUAACAAUAACAAGCAACUAAAUGUGGCUGCGGGCAGCAAUACACCAACAACAGCAACAACAACGCCAGUGACAACAGCAGCUGCAGCAGUAGCAGCAACAACAUCAACAACACCAGCAACCGCUGCAACGGCAACAAGCAAACGCCAAUUGUUUCAUAGCCAAAGCCAAAACGAUGCCCAACAGCCGGCAAGCAAUGAGAAGGUAAGCAAUGCUAAGAUUGCAGCAAAUGCGCUCAAAGCUAAACCGAAGCAAUUGCAGAUUGUCAGCUCCUUUGAUUUGAUACGCAAGGAAAAGCAGCAGCAACUGAAGGCGGCCAAGGCUCAAAAGCAACAGCAACAACAGCAGCAGCAAUGUUCGCGCACCAAAUCGCAAAGUGAUAAGCAAAGCAAUCAACAGCAGCCGCUGGUAGUCAAAAGCAUUUUGAACAGAAACAACACACAACAACAACAGCAGCAGCAGCAACAAACAACACCCACAACAGGCAUGGAUUUGAUUGCCAUGCUGACAGCAGCAGCCGCAGCGCAAAACACACCAAAACCGGAGCAACAGCAACAGCCACAACGUCCACGUCCUGCUUCGGUGUCGCUCAAUUCGCCAAUAGCAACAGUUGCUGACGCAGCCAACAACAGCAGCACAAUGCCAGAUGCUCAAACAUUGCACAAGCUGCAACGCAUGGCAUCCGGCACUAAUUUGCGAAUUUUAAAGCGUGCGCAAUCGCAGCAACCGCAGCUGCAACUACAACUGCAGCAGCAACAGCAGCAGCAACAACAGCAGCAGCAGCUGCAACUGCAGCAGCAACAAGGGCCUUUAAACUUUACGCCCAGUUUUAAUUCGUGGACGAAUUUCUCAUUCACCAAAAAUUUUAUAGCAAAUGUUUUUUGCUAAGUCAAUUUCUAUGACUUUUCCUUCUUAAAUUUUCAAACAUUUUGCAUUUUCCAAGUUACAAGGCCAGUUUGUAGGCAGCAUACAUAAAAACAAUAAUCGUUACACGGAUAAAGUUUUAGGUGUUUCCCAUGGAUCUCUCAAUAAAAGUCUUCUAGACUUUUGGAAAGAUGCAUUUUUCAGCAGCAGCAACAUUUUUCAACAUUCAUAUGUAUAUAGCAAGCAAGGACUGUAUAAAAUUUUGUAAUUAACAUACACAUACACAUUUUCAUACCAAAAAUCGAAAAACCAAGGAGAAAGUAAAACGUGAGUCUUCCGCUCCAGCACACGUCAUUUUGUAAAAAAUUUUCAGGCAAAAUUUUUAUAUACACAUGAAAAAAAAAACGAAGCAAAGCAUGGUAAAGAAAAGCUAGUUAUGAAAAGUUGUGCAAUUAGAACGCAGCCAACACUUUUUAAGUACAAUACGAUAUGAAUAAUUAUGUUAAUAUAUUGGUUUUUAUUUUUUUAUAAGCGAUAAAGUGAGCGAAGAGAACAUCCUUCUAAUUAGAGUUCCAGCCAAGCCGUGUGCGUGUAUUUUUUAGAGUAAAGUGAAAAGAAUUAAGAGAGAAUGAUAAACACAUGAAGAGAGAGAGAAAGAGAGUAGAAAACAAAAAAGAGGAUAGGUAAGAGAAGAAAGCGUAGCUUUAAAUGCCCAACGCUCUGUUUUAGGCUUUGUUUUCUAUACUUUUCUUAAGUAUAUAUUCGUUCUUUGCACCUAAGCGCAAUGAACCCUUUUAUACAAUAACAACAACAUAAACAACCAGAACAAGAACAAGAAACGUGGCAAAGAGGCAAACAACUAAAAUGCAACAAUUUGCAUGACUUUUUGGGUCGUUUUAACUACCCCGCCCCCAACACCACCACCUAUAAGAUACAAUGCGUUGAGCAUAAAUACUUAUAAUAACGAGUGUAAAUAUUUAAUUGUGAUAUAGUAUUUCUUAGCACAAUUGUGAUCUUAACAAAACGGCUAGCUACUACGACUACUACAACUAAUAUUACAUAAAUACAAGUACAUACGCAUACACCUACGUACAAACGUACCGAACAAGUUUUUUAUAAGAAAUUUUAAUAUAAUUCAAAUGAUGAUGCUACAAUCGAAAAACUUUCCAUUGCCCCGACAUACACAUACACAUACACAAAGAACAUACAUACAAACACACACACAUACACACACUCAUACACCUAAAACUAUAAUUAGCGAGGCAGCCAGCAGGGGAUAGAAACCCUACAAUUAACUGGGGGCAAUAUCAGGUAGGCAUAUCCAAAAAACAAAAAAAAAAAUUAUAAGAUACAACAAAUUUCGAGAACUUGUGACAACUCUGAUAAAUUUAACGAAUUUAACAAAUUAGUUUAAAAUAUUUGAAGCUGAAAAUUAUCUUUAAAAUUGUUUAAGCAAUGCUGCCCAUAAACUGGCCUUAAAACUGAUCUUUAAAAACUUCUACGUUUUUCAUCUAAUUUUAUGAUUGACUUUUAAAGCUUUUUGAAAAGCCAUAUUAAUUUUGUAUUUUGUAACACCAAUCUUUAGUUUCUUUCAAUCUUUCGAAAUUUAAUUACUUUUUUUUGAUUUCUUUUUCUUUAAUUUCAACAAAUGAACUGCAACUUAACGUAGCUGUUCGAAGCGCUUAGCAAAUAUGCAAUGAAAUUGGCAAUAACUACCUUAUUUUGUUUUUCAUAUCAAAUGUUCUUUUGUCAACAUUCUUACAAUUUCAUUGUGCAUUUGUUUUGCGCCAACAAAGAAACGAAACAAGAACAAGAAAAAAUCUUUUCCAAAUCAACAACCACAACAAAUUGCAAUGAAUUAUCAACUAAUAAACAAUAGCAUCAGCAACAUUCUUCAAUUGAAACCAAAUUUAUUCAAAAACAACGUAACAGCACUAUACAAUUGAAAUUGAAAGGAUUUAAAUCUUAAAUUGUAACAACAAUAAGUACAGUAAAAAAAUAAUAUUUUAUGUUCUGUAAUGUGCAACACGGAAAGCAAAAGCUUUUACAAAUACUACGAGUAUAUCUUCCUACAUUUACAUAUAGUUUAUGUUUCAACAAUCAAUAGACAUAACAAAUAGUUAACUUUAGUGAACGGGCUGCUGGAGAAACAGAUAAAACCCAUUUAAAACAAGAAACAUCCAAUCACAAACCGAAAACAUUUAAGUUUAUAUUUAAGAGAAACAAUCCGAAAAUACUUGGGCGAACGAUUACGAAACUCUUUAUAAUACUCGUAGUAUAUAUGUGUCUACAAAACAUCUAAAAUCAAAUAUAUUUGCCACACAACAACAAGCUCUACACUUGCCGUAGGACUAGACCCAAAAUCAUUUUUAAACGUACCGCCCAAGUAUUCAUCGAAAUGGUAAUUAAGAUACCUUUGCUAUGCAUUUGAUCAGUUUCUUUCAACUGUAAAACGUCCAAAAAAACAAAAAGUUAAUAUCAAAAAAUGGCAAUUUGUAGACUUUGAACUUGAACUUAAAACCGAACCAAACUAAGAAAAUUUAACGCCCAUUUCAUUCAAUCAAGAAUCAAGAAUAACAAUAUAAAUUACUCGUAUCAUAGACGAUUCCCCCCAAAAUAUUUUUUUUUUAUUUCUUUGUGCAACCAACGAUAGCAAUAUUUUCCAAAUUCUG
This is a messenger RNA of Drosophila novamexicana, 6371 nucleotides long. RefSeq lists its product as uncharacterized. Gene Ontology annotation, molecular function: 5'-(N(7)-methylguanosine 5'-triphospho)-[mRNA] hydrolase activity; manganese ion binding; RNA binding. The record is from RefSeq and is a predicted model, not a curated record. The transcript is spliced from 4 exons. NCBI's taxonomy places the organism in Eukaryota, Metazoa, Arthropoda, Insecta, Diptera, Drosophilidae. Gene Ontology annotation, biological process: nuclear-transcribed mRNA catabolic process, nonsense-mediated decay; deadenylation-dependent decapping of nuclear-transcribed mRNA. The coding region runs from base 970 to 3723 and encodes 917 amino acids. Gene Ontology annotation, cellular component: cytoplasm; P-body.